Molecule: messenger RNA, 1230 nt
Organism: Poecilia latipinna (sailfin molly)
Lineage: Eukaryota; Metazoa; Chordata; Actinopteri; Cyprinodontiformes; Poeciliidae
Product: ADP-ribosylation factor-like protein 6
Exons: 9
Coding region: 205-843 (212 amino acids)
Molecular function (GO): GTP binding; GTPase activity
Source: RefSeq, a predicted model, not a curated record
AGGAUUACCUGCCACAAGCUGGCGAUGGCCAGGCAGCAUCUCAUCUAUUCACAGCGAGAGCGGAGGAGCGCUGGAGAAGCCUAUGUUUUAUCAUUAACAUUCGCUUUAGAGAAAAUCUGCAAACCCGUCUGGUCCUGAUCGAAUCGGGCCAUCUAUGGGGUAAUGUGUUGAAAAUCUACAUGGUGUUGCAUCAAGCCGAGUGGAAUGGGGCUGCUUGAUAAACUGUCAGGCUGGCUUGGCCUAAGGAAGAAAGAAGUCAACGUUUUGUGCUUGGGUCUGGACAACGGCGGCAAAACGACAAUCAUCAACCAGCUCAAACCAUCUAAUCAUCCAAAUCAUUUAGGUCCAUUGUCAGAAGAGUGGAAACAUGUUAGUCAGACAGCGGCUCAAGAAAUAGUCCCAACGAUUGGCUUCAACAUUGAAAAGUUCAAGAGCUCGAGCCUGUCCUUCACAGUCUUUGACAUGUCAGGCCAAAGCAGAUACAGAAGCCUGUGGGAGCAUUAUUACAAAGAAAGCAACGCAAUCAUAUUCGUCAUUGACAGCAGCGACAAACUGAGAAUGGUUGUGGCAAAGGAGGAGCUCAAUAAUCUCCUCAACCAUGAAGAUAUCUGCAACAAAAAGAUCCCAGUACUCUUCUUCGCCAACAAGACAGACCUGCGGGACGCUCUGUCUUCGGUCAAGGUCUCGCAAAUGUUGUGUUUGGAGAACAUCAAAGACAAACCCUGGCACAUCUGUGCCAGCAAUGCUAUCAAAGGAGAAGGCUUGCAGGAAGGGCUGGACUGGCUGCAAGAUCAAAUUGCACAAUCAUAUCAAAACAAUGAACAGAUGAACGACCAGGCGUGAUCGGGACGCAGGGAUGUGCAAACUGGAUCUGACUCGGCGUUUCAGGUGUUCAUCACUCUUGAUGUUGUAAGCCUUAAACUUCAAUGUCAAAUAGUCGAGCACUUUUUCUCUGAGCUGCACUUUUAAAGACUCAAGUUAAAGAUGAACGCUGUAAUCUGAGUCAAGUGAUUAUUUGAAGCACCAAUCAUCAACUCCUUAUACGUCACUACAGAGUGUCAUGCAGUCUGAAUUUAUACAUAAUCUGGGUUAUUUUCUGCAUGCGGUGAAGUAGCUUUUUUUAAUCUAUUCCAGCUUUUAUCUAUUUUUUUUAUUUUUGUUUUCUGAAGAUGCUGUUAAAGUCGAAUGAUGCACUAAUUGGAAAUUAAAAAAGAAUAUUUGCUCAGUGUA